GCGCUCGUCUUUUUUGGGCACAUGGGAGGAGCAAAGGAGGAGUCGAGGGAGUGGUGACGCUUGACGUCGCGGGCGGGAAUCCUGAAGCUCUUUUGGGUUCCUCGUUUUCAACAGCGCGGGAGUUUCUGCCAUCACAGAAAGAGGAUUCUACAUAGAGCAAUGCCCUGUGAAAGAAAGCCAAUGCGCUACGGCCACUCGGAGGGACACACUGAUGUUUGCUUCGAUGACACUGGAAAGUAUAUAGUCACUUGUGGAAGUGAUGGGGAUGUGAGAAUAUGGGAGAGUCUGGAUGACGACGAUCCCAAGUCCAUCAACGUGGGGGAGAAGGCCUAUUCUUUAGCCUUGAAGAAUGGGAAGCUGGUCACAGCAGCCUCCAACAACACAGUACAAAUCCACACGUUCCCUGAGGGUGACCCAGAUGGCAUCCUCACCCGCUUUACCACCAACGCCACCCACAUCACCUACAACAGCAGCGGCUCCAGAGUCGCUGCCGGAUCCAGUGACUUCAUGGUGAAGGUAGUGGAGAUGUACGACAGCAGUCAGCAGAAGACCCUGCGGGGACACACUGCACCCAUCCUCAGUGUCACCUUUGACCCCAAAGAUGAGUUCCUGGCCUCUGCUAGUUGUGAUGGAUCUGUAGCUGUGUGGAAGAUUGAGGAACAGACUCAGGUGACCAGCUGGCCGCUGCUGCAGAAGUCCAAUGAUGUCAUCAAUGCCAAGUCCCUGUGCCGACUGGCCUGGCAGCCCAAGGCCGCUAAGCUCCUGGCCGUUCCCGUGGAGACAACGGUGCAGCUGUACCAGAGAGACUCCUGGGCCCAGGUGGGCACACUCUCCGAUGACCUUGGCACACAGGCAAUAAAUGUUGUGGCAUGGUCGCCCUGUGGGAAGUUCUUGGCUGCAGGGAGCAUCGGAGGUUUGCUGACGGUCUGGGACGUGGAGAGCAAGCUGUGUGUGGAAAGGCAGACGCAUGAGAAGGGCUACACCGUGUGUGGACUUGCUUGGCAUCCCUCCGGCGGUCAAAUAGCCUACACCGACACAGAGGGCUGUCUUGGCGUGCUGGAUGGGCUCUCCUCUUCAUCCUCUUCUUCCUCCACUACGACUUCCUCCACUAUGACCAAGCAGGCUCCAGCCAGCUACGAUGACCUUUUCGACGACGAUGACGACAGACCCUUGGACGAGGGUAUCAGCGAGGGCGCACGUUCACCCGCCAAGAACCCCGGGGACGAGGACGAUGACGACGACCUCAUACCUGCGACGGGGCGAGCACGGAACAGGAGUGCCUUCCUCGACGACGAGAACUCACUAGACACAGGCUCGCUCAAACAGGGGCUGGAUAAGUUUGUUGAUGACGUGGGCAGCGCCAUAGUGCUCCCCGCUGCCGUGGCUGCUCCCCUCCGGCCCGUCUAUGACGGGCCAAUGCCCACCCCACCACAGAAGGCUUUCCAGCCAGGCUCCACCCCGGCACACCUCAUGCACCGCUUCAUGAUGUGGAACUCGGUGGGAAUUGUGCGCGGCUACAAUGACGACCAGGACAACGCCAUUGAUGUGGAGUUCCACGACACAGCCGUGCACCAUGCAAUGCACCUCACCAACUCCCUGGGCCACACCGUGGCAGACCUCUCCCAGGAGGCCGUGCUGCUUGCCUGCCCCGGCACCGACGAGCUCGCCAGUAAGCUCCAGUGCCUUCACUUCUCAUCGUGGGACACCAACAAGGAGUGGAUGGUGGAUCUGCCCAAGGGGGAGGAUGUGCAGGCCCUAUGCCUGGGCCAGGGCUGGGCGGCGGCUGCCACCAGUGCCCUCAUGCUGCGCCUCUUCUCCAUCGGAGGGAUGCAGAGGGAGCUGUUCAGCCUGCCCGGACCCGUGGUCUGCAUUGCUGGGCAUGGGGAGCAACUGCUCGUCGUCUACCACCGAGGCACAGGGUUUGACGGAGAACAGGCCCUAGGGGUCCAGCUGCUGCAGUUUGGACAGAAGAGGCGGCAGGUCAUCCACGGGGAGCCCCUCCCCCUCUCCCGCAAAUCUCACCUUUCAUGGUUAGGCUUCACAGCCGAGGGAACCCCAUGCUUCAUUGACUCUGAGGGUGUGGUGCGCCUGCUAAACCGCUCCUUGGGAAACAUGUGGACACCUGUGUGUAACACCAGGGAUAACUGCAAGGGCAAGUCAGACCACUACUGGGUGGUGGGAGUGCAUGAGAACCCCCAGCAGCUCAGGUGUAUCCCAUGUAAAGGGUCCCGGUACCCCCCCACGUUGCCCAGGCCUGCUGUGGCCGUCCUUCCCUUCAAGCUGCCCCUCUGUCAGACCACCACAGAGAAGGGCCAGAUGGAGGAGCAGUACUGGCGCUCGGUGCUCCUCCACAACCACUACGGCUUCCUGUCGUCCAGUGGCUAUGAGAUUGACGAGGAAGGCCAGAGCCAAGCCCAGAAAGAACAGCAGGAGCUGCUCAUGAAGAUGUUUGCCCUGUCGUGUAAGCUGGAGAGGGAGUUCCGCUCCGUGGAGCUGGCCGAGCUGAUGACCCAGAACGUAGUGACCCUGGCCAUCCGCUACGCCUCGCGGUCCGGCCGCAUGGCCCUGGCCCAGCGCCUCAGCGAUCUGGCCCUGGAGAAGGCCAAUCAGCUGCAGGGGGAGGAGCCCCAGGAGGAAGAGGAGGAGCCACUCCAGUACACCAGACGGAACACUGGGUACAGCCAGAGCAGCAGUGAGAUGGGUGCAGAUCGCCAACACAGCAGCCACAGACAAGCACAGGAGGAAGAGGUGGAUGAAGAGCAGGGUCAGGAAGAACAUAUGGACGAAGGGGAUGUAGCAGAGAGCAAAAGACAAGGUCUAAAUCCCUUCGCUAAAGGGACUGCUGCAUCACCUGAGAAACCUUCUCCCAAACCUGUAAGCAAAGAAGGACGUGUGAACCCUUUCAAGGUGAGCAGCGGGUUAGGGAGGUCGGGUUCGGCGGGGGGUCAGAACAGGGUGACAAACGUCCUGGACAGCAUGAUGUCGUCCAGCAAGAAGCCAACUGCUCUGCUGAGCAGCUCCGGCUCCACGGGGAAACUGAACAAAACACCUUUCCUUAAGCCUCUGGCUCCCAGACCCAAGACCAAGACCCAGUCUACACUGCUGCACAUGAACGCUCCCAAAGCAGCCAAUAAGAAAGCAGCGGAGGAGCGGGAGCCGGCAGUGUGUAGGCUGAAACAGACCGAGGCACCGCCUCCAGCCUCACCAGCAGAAGAUGUUGAGAAUAAGAAGCACAAGUCGGGCUUCCAGCUGUGGCUGGAGGAUAAUAGGAGGAUCAUCCUGGCUGACAACCCCGAUCUGGAGGAGACGGAUGUCAUCAAGGAGGCCAUUGGCCGCUUCAGGACCCUGUCUGCAGACGACCGGCUGACCUGGACAGAGCGGGCAAAAGGACAGUCUGGAGACGUGGCGGAUAUGAAAAAACGAAAGCGAGGAGAAGAGAGCAGGGGAGACAAGAACGGACAGAGUGAGGCAGACGAGACUAGACAGAGUGAGGCAGACGAGACCAGUGCCAAAAAGAAAAAGCCCUUAGACACCUCAACCAAGCUCUCAGCAUUUGCCUUCAACAAAAAUUAAACAUAAGAUCACAUCAUGGACUGAUUUUUUUUAUAUAUUUGUUUAUAUAUAUAUAUACAUUUUGCUCCAUAUGUCUGUUUACUUAGGGUUAUAGGUCACAAGUAAAUAUUAUAUAAUGCUCAUUUGUGGAUUGGUGCUGAUUGUGAGACCUUUUUUGUAUAACAUUUCAUCAGAAUAUGUAGUCUGUCUCAUAGGUUUCCAGUUUCAUUAGCACUGUUUGGUAUGCUCGUGAUGCAGACCUUUCGAUGAAUAAUUUCUUCUCCGAUAUGUAACUAGGAGUUAGAGGAAUUUCAUAGAUGGCAUCAAAGCGAAAUAUCCUGAGCACUUGAAAUAGCUGUGACAAAUAUAGAACAUGAAGAGAGCAACUGAUAAGGGCACACGUAAAUGGUUAUUCUGUUCAGCAUCUCAAUUUAGAUUUUUCCUGUUCACCAAUUUCCUCUUAGUUGUUUUUAAAACAAUAUAGUAUAUUGACUUGUUUUUUGUAUUGUACUGUAUUGAAUAAAAAUAAAUGUUUUCAUCCAGUCUUAAUUUUUUUAAAUAACUUUUUAUAGAAGAACAUACAAAUUAGCACAAUUUGGUCUGCUACUCUUAUCUGUUUUAUUAAGGAAACUGACACCUGUUUAAAAAUAGCUUAACACAUUUUUUUUUUUACAUGUUGAGACUGAAUAGACCUAUAACAAUCACUAGUUUUGAUUGUGAAUAUAACAGUAACAAUUUACUUGAAGGGGGUAGACAUAAGGCAUUUGUAAAACAAGUCAAAACAGACCUUGGAGUGUUGCAGUGUCAUUAAUAACCUUCAUAACACAUUCAACAUCACUGAUAAUGAGUUGAAGUUAUUUAUCCAUUGUAGGCUACAACAGAUGUGUUACCCUGUCUUUUGUUAGAGUGCAAUAGCUGAAUUGUGGUAGCCUGUGAUUCACUGGGAUUUCCUAACUUUUAAUUUUUUUAUGAAAAACUAUUGAGGAAAAACACUGAAAUUUAGAAGUGGUGUAAAG
Oncorhynchus mykiss (rainbow trout) is the source of this 4568-nucleotide messenger RNA. It is a transcript of the gene wdhd1, whose product is annotated as WD repeat and HMG-box DNA binding protein 1. Gene Ontology annotation, biological process: mitotic cell cycle; DNA-templated DNA replication; DNA repair. Gene Ontology annotation, cellular component: nuclear replication fork. NCBI's taxonomy places the organism in Eukaryota, Metazoa, Chordata, Actinopteri, Salmoniformes, Salmonidae. The record is from RefSeq and is a predicted model, not a curated record. Gene Ontology annotation, molecular function: DNA binding; protein binding; chromatin binding.